AUGUCACCUGGCGUCCUCCUCGCCCCAGGCUACUUGACCUACCUGGCGGCGACUGCUUGGACCAUCGGAUAUAGGUUCGCCUGGUUGACGAUGGUCUAUCCUCCAGAGCGUCGCGCGUUCUUCGGGCUGCGUGACAACGAGAAGAAGAAGUGGGCCGGGAUCGCGAUUCUGUGGACCUUCAUCCCGAUUUGGCUGGACAGCAUCAAGCCUUACUUGUUGCUGCUCGCCAGCAUGGUUAUUGACGCCGCCUUCUGCCUCUGCUGCUGCAUCAUUUCUUUCGCCCUCCAAGAAUCCAGAGACGCUAUACCGCUCGGGGUAUGCGCUCUGGCUUCUGGCUUUUUGGUCGUGUACCAUGGGUGGUACAACGUCUGCAUGCAGUGGAAGUAUCUCGGAGUCAACAACAGCGUCCAUAUGGAGCACUCGAAGUAUCGACACAAGCACCACUUUGCGCUGGUGAAGUCGGCCCCUUGGGGAAAGGAACUUCGGUACUUCAUCUACGACGGCAACCCAUGGGAUCUCGGUUCUAGAACGGCCAACCUACGAGCGGCUUUGGGAGCCAGCAUCUGGGAAUGGCCUCUGUUCUGGCGACAACCCGAGCGAGUCGAAAAGUACGGACGAUACGGUAGCGAAAGCGACCUGCCAAUGUCUGAGCGCUUUCUCGCCAUGGUACGGCGCUUGCGAGAAGAGGAGCCAACUGCGAGCAUCCCUCCGGUGGAGGAACCACGACGCGGGCGCUCUUCGGAGCACACGUCUAGUGGCGACAUCGCGGGGACGUUCGAACUGCAACGAGUCCAGCACACUCGGGCCGACAUUCACCCUGCCUUCCGCCGUCGUCAGGCGACGGAUCGCAGCAGCGCCGACAUUGCAGACAUGGUCUAG
Messenger RNA from Gaeumannomyces tritici R3-111a-1, 879 nucleotides. RefSeq lists its product as hypothetical. The transcript is spliced from 3 exons. Bases 1 to 879 code for a protein of 292 amino acids. NCBI's taxonomy places the organism in Eukaryota, Fungi, Ascomycota, Sordariomycetes, Magnaporthales, Magnaporthaceae. The record is from RefSeq and is a predicted model, not a curated record.